Molecule: messenger RNA, 2170 nt
Organism: Dalotia coriaria
Lineage: Eukaryota; Metazoa; Arthropoda; Insecta; Coleoptera; Staphylinidae
Product: tudor domain-containing protein 3
Exons: 4
Coding region: 197-2038 (613 amino acids)
Biological process (GO): mRNA processing
Cellular component (GO): nucleus; cytoplasm
Molecular function (GO): RNA binding
Source: RefSeq, a predicted model, not a curated record
UCUCCUGAGAGUAUUCUGGUUGCAUACAUCAACAAACCGCGGAGUGCCGCUGACGAAUUGUUAAAUUAAGAAUUGAGCGAGAUACAAUGUCGCUAAAAUAAAAUUUCGUACAACUUUUGCAGGCGUUAAUCGUUUAGUUUGUACAUAGUUAAUUGCAUAGCUCUUAGUUAACGUAAAUUCCAGUUGUAUUCACAAAAUGAGCGCUGUGAAUUUGGAGAAAAUCGAUGAGAAAUUGUCCGCGCAAGGAUGGUUUAUAUCGACGGAGGGACUGCAACAAAUCACGCAGAAUGGAAAUGUUAAAGAUCUCCGAGCAAUAACUCAAAAUGCUUUAGAUAGUGAUUUAAAAGAAAUAGGUAAAGCAAUUCUAGCUGAGCAAUUGGCGAAAAAGUUAGUAAACAAUGUGGUAUUACAAAUCCAAAAAACCAAAAACAUCUCUGCCCCAAAAGCCAACGAAGAUUCUCAGGCCGCGCCGCGAAUGCUGAAACUGAACCUAACUGACGGCCACACGCACUGCCAAGCAAUCGAAAUCGACAAUAUUGGAGGCUUAAGUCUGCAUAAAACUGCGCCAGGCACAAAAGUUCUGCUUAAAAACGCGCCUGUUAUCAAUGGCUUCCUCUUUCUUAAGCCUGAAAUGGCUAUUGUUCUUGGAGGAAAGGUGCAAGCAAUGUUUGAAAAAUGGGAGGUGAAUAAAAACAUGUCUAAUGUGAAAAGAGGCGAUGAUGCAGACGGUCCACCGGCGUGGGUUAACUUCGGCCGGAAGAUCGCUGGAUCGGAAACGAAAGAUUUUAAAUCUUUAGAGGACAAAACAAGCAAAGAAGAUGGUAAACCCACUGAGUUUGAUGUGCAGCGAAAUGUUGCCAUUGCCGAAGCGACAACCGGGGCUGUAAAAAAAGUGUUUGGCGGUGGAACAAAACCUUUGAUGAAGGAGGCCAUCGACGGAUAUGGAUAUAAACGUGAACCAAGGGAACCCCGAGAACCAAGAGAGUCUAAAGAAGGCGAUCGAAGAGAAUUUCGCGAUAAUCGCGAACCGCGAGACAGAAACAAUAAACCAGAACGGCGCAAUAAACGUGAACCUAAAGGUGGCAAGGAUGAUGUUGUAAUGGCGAAACCAUCAGAUAAAGUCUCAUUAUUUGCAUUUCUCGAAGAUAAAUUACCCGAAACAGCACAAGUCGUGCAAACACCCCAACCUCAACAAAUUCAACAAAAACCUAACAAUUACAAUCAGAAAGGAAAUUCAAACUAUAACAACAAAGGCCAACAGCAUGAAAAAUACGAUAGGUAUGAUAAUAAAUACAAUAAGUCCGGAGAUUAUCCUUCGAAGCAAUCCAAUCACUACCAGAACGAUUACAACAAAUCUGGUCAUUAUCAAAACGAUUACAAGUCGAAUAAUUAUCAGAACGACUACAAGUCCGGCAAUGGAGGCAACUACAACGAUUACAAAUCCGGUAGUUAUCAGAAUGACUACAAAUCGUCUUCCUCAAAUUAUUCGAGAGAUAAUCGGCGAGGUAAUCAACCGCCACGUCUUCAAAACAAGCCUGUUCAGCAACCCGCACAACCUCAGUAUAACAAUCAACAAUAUCAGCAAUUUCCACCCGUGCAAAACUUUCACAGCACACCGGCGGCUAAUUCACAGAAUGUUGAUGAUCUAGCGAACAAAAUGGACCGUCUGAAUGUCAACGCUUCGUUUGCGAAAAACGCGUUUAAGCAGCAUCUCAACUUGCCUAAUCAAAGUGCCCCAAAGAGCAAUAACGUUGAUGUGGCGGUCGGCGCGUGGAAAUUCAAUAUUGGCGAUUUGUGUAUGGCGAAGUAUUGGGAGGAUAAUAAGUAUUAUAAUGCUACGAUUACAGGACUCACGCCGAAGACCUGCGUGGUCAGGUUCAAUGAGUAUGGCAAUAUGGAGGAAGUAUUGUUGGAGGAUUGCUUGCCUGUUUCCAGUGAAGAUAAUGUAAAUACUGGUAGUGUAAAAGCAGCUAAAGUUUCAAAUGGUAAUGAGUAUCGAGGUAAUCGCAACUUUGUGAAUCGCAAUCGACGCCAUUAGAUGAAAUGAAUAAUUCGAAACAUAACACAAGUUAAACAAAGAAUUAGGAAAUACAAUUGUAAUUGAUAAGUUUUUGAACUUACCAUUGUUUGUACUAAAAGUUAUAAAUAUAAAUCGAAUCACUUACUAAAA